This is a messenger RNA of Seminavis robusta, 1821 nucleotides long. The record is from the annotation of a GenBank genome assembly. Lineage: Eukaryota; Bacillariophyta; Bacillariophyceae; Naviculales; Naviculaceae.
AUGAAGCGCCUGAGUAAGAGCAUUCAGAAGACGACCAGUACAAUCACGAAGACUACUAGUAGUAUAAUGCCGAUGAGAGAUACUAGUAGUAGUAGUAACACCAUCAUGAUGACAGAUCACUCCUCCUCGACGAGCCUGGACGGUUCAUUUCGCCGGAAUAGCAACUGGGAGAGUGCAGCAGCGACCAUGACGAAACGAGAAUUCCAAAGGGAACUCCGCAAAGAAAUGAAGGACUACAAAAAGACGCGUGUCAAGUCGUUUCAACAAAAGAAGGCGCUCUUGACCAUGGGUGAUAUCGACGAAGUAUCGGAGCAAGCGAGACGAGCCGAAGCCGCUCGAGAGAAAAAGAGACGAUCUUCUGUGGCGCAGCCCAUCAAAGGAGCCUCGCACGACGACGACGACGACCAACCGUCCACACCCCUUACCGUGUGUUCGACGACACGAGGCAGUAUUCCCAACGAUUUGGAGAUUACCAUUACACUGCCGGAUUUGCAACUGGUAGAGCAAGCAGACGAAGAGGAUGAAGAAGGAGAGUCGAAAGAAGCAGAAGAGUGCUUGGACACGGAAACCGCGACGACAACAACAAGUCAGGACAACAACAACAAGCUGAGUAGUAUUAGUAGUAGUCAGACUUUGACACAAGCAGUAGGAAAGUCAUCCAGCAACGAGCAGCCUUCACUCGAUGAAGAGGACAAUCCACAAUCAUCCGCUAUGACGCUGCACAAGAACCCUUCGACCGAACCCACCCUGGCUCCACUCCUUCAACGAGGACCCUCCGCUCUGCUCGCCAAACCCAAAAUGACUCGAAGGAAUACAACCACCGGCAAUCGAAACACACCGCCGCCACUGAUGCUACGACGAAUGGCCACCUCGUUUGAUCAGACAUCCCCGACCAGCAACAACAAUCCAUUGGCUCUGUGGACCACUACAGCUCCGAUUGACAAUACAAAGAUCCAACCAUCCUCCGCACACGUCGUCAAGAAGAAACUGCAACUCUCCCGUUCGUCGUCCAUCGAUUCCUCUAUCGACGCCAGUGAACUCGAAUUGGCAACCGUCUCCACCGCUCCAUCUACUCCUUCUUGCUCCGUGACCACCGUACUCUCCUGUUGGGACGAUGAAAUGUCCGGUCUGGAACAUGCCAAUCAAGCGCUUCAACAAAAGAUUCAACAGCUAGAGUCACAACUACACGACACGGAACAGGACGAAGUAGAGCAGGUAUGGCUCAUCAAGGGAACGCUGUGUCCGGCCAAGAAGGAUGAAAUUCGGGAACAAUUGACACGGGAACAUCAACAACAACUCGAACAACUUCACCCACAAUUACCAGACGAUCCAGAAGAUCCUCAACUCGUCGUAUUACAAAAACAACGCAGUCGACAACAAGCGCUCAUUGACGCCCUCUAUCGCGAAAACAAGGCACGACGACACGAAAGUCAAGCCGUCAAUUUACACAUGCUACAACUUCUACAAUCCAAUAUGCGCAUGCGUCGCGCUACCCAAGCUACACUUGAUUUUGUCCGCGAAUUGCAAUUGGUGCAUGUCCGCGAAUAUGCGGAUCGAAACAAGACACUCUUGCGAGAACUACAAGCGUAUUCACGAAAACAAGUCUCGUACGAACAGUACGAUAUCCCCAAAGCCGUUGCCUAUCGCUACAAUGAACGACGGAUUCGGAAAAUAUAUGUCAGGGGAACGGAACGGUUGGUGCAGUACGUGCUAGAAGAAUGCUUUGAUCGAAGCCUCAUUGCAUGCAUUACCGAAAUGCCGCCGGCGGUGGUCAGCACCAUUAUUGUGAAGAAGCAACCAAAAAGGGGGGAUCGUCGAUAG